AUGUGCAUAAUCUUACUAUCGACGGCGCACCCGAGGUACGCGCUCAUCGCCAUCGAUAACCGGGAUGAGUAUGUCCUCCGCCCCACUAGCCGGCCGCACUGGUGGACCCAUCGCCCCUCGGGCAAUCGGAUCCUCUCCGCGCGGGAUCUGCACCGUCGUGAACGCGGAACUUGGAUGGGCGUUGGCAAGGACGGACGCUUCGCCGUUUUGACGAAUUACCGGGAAUCCGCUGUCGAUGACCCGGACCAUGCAAUCUGCGGGGUGCGGAGUCGGGGCGGCAUGGUGACAGCAUGGCUCGGCGCGCCAGCGGAGGACAGCCUGGAUGACUUCAUCAAACACAUGCUGGACGACAAGUCGGUGAAGGGCGUCGGCGGUUUCUCACUCAUCUGCGGAGACCUGAAGGCGAAGGCGAAGAACGGCGUGGAGCCCCUGGUUAUCAUCUCCAAUCGCUGUAACCACCCUGGCGAGGUGCCGCGGAUCGGAGGGGAAAGGGGCAAGACAUAUGGACUCAGCAACACCGUCUACGAGGAGCCCGCGACAUGGCCCAAGAUCAAGACGGGAAAGAAGCUACUGGAGGAGACGAUACAGGAGGCUGUUGACAAGGACCUGAGCGAAGACGAGUUGACCGAGCGGCUCUUCUCCGUCCUCGAGAACGACACGCUGCCCGUCGAGCCCAAGAUGAGCAUGCAGGAGCACAUGGAUGCGCUGAGGCAAUCGGUGUAUAUCCGGGCUUUCGGAGACGAGCAGGAGUGGAAGGACAUGGCCGAUGCGGCGGAUAAUGGCAAGGCGAAGGACGCCUUUGACGAAAUCGAAGACGAAAGCGAAUCAGAGGAGCGCCUGCGGACCGAGGCCGUGGUGAAUUUUAUGAAAGGAGCAUAUGGCACUCAGAGGCAGACGCUUGUGCUUGUGGAUUGGGAGGGCAAUGUGACGUAUGCUGAGCGGGCGCUGUGGGAUGCUCACGGCAACCCCGUGGAGAAAGGCAAGGGGGAUCGGGUCAUCAGGUACAAGAUAGACGGCAUGAAUACAUAG
Messenger RNA from Anthostomella pinea, 1029 nucleotides. The record is from the annotation of a GenBank genome assembly. Lineage: Eukaryota; Fungi; Ascomycota; Sordariomycetes; Xylariales; Xylariaceae.